Phycodurus eques (leafy seadragon) is the source of this 1854-nucleotide messenger RNA. It is a transcript of the gene abcg2b, whose product is annotated as ATP-binding cassette, sub-family G (WHITE), member 2b. Gene Ontology annotation, cellular component: plasma membrane. Bases 1 to 1854 code for a protein of 617 amino acids. The record is from RefSeq and is a predicted model, not a curated record. Lineage: Eukaryota; Metazoa; Chordata; Actinopteri; Syngnathiformes; Syngnathidae. The transcript is spliced from 15 exons. Gene Ontology annotation, molecular function: ATP binding; ABC-type transporter activity; ATP hydrolysis activity.
AUGACCAAGGGGCAGCAGAAUGUUUUUGCCUUGGACGAUUGCUUCGAAGAACAAGGACCCACGCUGACCUUCAGCAACUUGCACUACUGCGUCCAGGAGAGCAGAUGGUGUCGAAAGAAAUGUCCGGAAAAGUACAUCCUCAAGGAUGUCAGUGGCAUCAUGAGACCCGGGAUGAACGCUAUCAUGGGCGCCACAGGAAGCGGUAAAACAUCGCUCCUGGAUGUCAUCGCUGGAAGAAAAGAUCCAGCCGGCCUCCGCCAAGGGAGUGUCUUGGUGGAUGGCAAGGUUGUGACCUCCGAACUCAGGCUCAGUUCUGCAUAUGUAGUCCAGGAUGACAUCCUGAUGGGAACGCUGACCGUAGAGGAGAACCUCCGCUUCAGCGCCAACCUGCGUCUGGACCCGCGACUCCACUCGUCCGCAGACAAACGCGGACGAGUGGACACCAUCCUUGACGAGCUGGGCCUGAAUGACUGCGCAAACACCAAGAUCGGGACCGAGUUUCUGCGCGGUGUGUCAGGCGGCGAGAGGAAGCGCUGCAGCAUUGGAAUGGAACUCAUCACCUCGCCUGCUCUCCUCUUCCUGGACGAGCCCACCACGGGGCUGGACUCAAACACGGCCAACUGCAUCAUCGGCUUAUUGCACAAACUGUCCAGGCGAGGCAAGACAAUCAUCUUCUCCAUCCACCAGCCUCGCUUCUCCAUCUUCAGACGCUUCGACCACCUGAUACUGAUGCACAAAGGCGAGGUGGUGUACGCAGGGGCAGCCCACCGCGCGCUCGAAUACUUCACAGAUCUCGGCUUCCAAAUCGAGUCCUUUGACAACCCUGCAGACUUCUUCAUGGACAUUACCAACGGAGAGGCUAAGUCCACCCUAGAAGAAAUCAAUACAAGUGAACGCAAGAACCUCCUAGCAGUCAAGUAUUAUCAGUCGAAGCUGUGCCAGGACAUGUUGCACGAGAUUGACUGCAUCAACCGCAGCGUCACAGAAGGGGUCAAAGCUCAGGAAAAGGUGGCUGAUUACGCCACUUCCUUCCUCUACCAGAUGCGCGUGUUGUGUGGCAGGACCGUGGUAAACACACUGAGGAACCCGCAGACGUCGUAUGCCCAGCUGGCUCUCAACAUUUUCUUUGCUGUCCUUGUGGGCCUCAUUUAUUUCCAAAUGCCCUUAACCCUGCCCGAAGCCUUGCAGAACAGGAGCGGCGCGUUCUUCUUUCUCAUCAUCAACAUGGUCUUUGGCAAUCUCUCCGCCGUGGAGCUCUUCAUUAACGAGAGGGCCAUCUUCAUCCAUGAAAACUCCAGCGGCUACUACCGCACGUCUGUCUAUUUCCUGUCCAAGAUCUUUGCUGACCUCAUCCCCAACCGCAUUGUUCCCAUCUUUGUUUUUUCUGCCAUCGCCUACUAUAUGAUGGGACUUAAGUCGGCCUUCUCGGCCUUCUUGUGCUUUGCGCUGAUCAUGUCCCUGGUCAGCCUGGCAGGGGUCAGCUUGGCCUUCCUGGUCUCUGCCAGCGUAUCGUCCUUCGCCAUGGCCAACAUUCUCAUCGCGCUCCCAUUCGUCUUCAUGAUGGUGUUUGGCGGUUACCUGGUCAACCUCAAUGCCAUGCUGAGCUGGCUCUCUUGGCUCAAGUGGGUCAGCAUCUUCAGAUAUGGACUCAAUGCUGCCUUCAUCAACGAGAUGGGGGGACAGUUGUUCUACGCAAACACCACCAUUGUCCCGGGCGAGGUGUUCCUCAGGAGCCAGAACAUAGACUACUCCACGUGGGGCUUCUGGCAGAACCAGGUGGCCCUUCUGGGGAUCAUAGUGGUCUGUAUGGUCCUAGCCUACGUUCAGCUGCGCAGGAUCAACCGAUGGAAGUGA